AUGUUUGCUGACUGUUUAUUGCAUUCAACGUGCUUGUCAAAGUCAAAACACAUCCGAGAUUCAUCUACAUUUUCUCCUGCUUCUUCGUUGAUUUCUUCCGUUAUCCUCCUGCUCUUUAAGAUGGGAGACGAGAGCCGAAGCUACACGGUGGAUGAUGCACUUGCAAGCGUAGGAUUUGGGAAGUUCCAAAUGCUUGUGCUUGCGUAUGCAGGGAUGGGUUGGAUUUCAGAAGCCAUGGAAAUGAUGCUUCUUUCGUUUGUGGGACCCGCACUUCAGUCUGCAUGGAAUCUUUCCUCUCAUGAACAAAGCAUGAUUACUAGUGUUGUCUUUGCUGGCAUGUUGGUUGGAGCAUAUUCAUGGGGUGUUGUUGCAGAUAAACAUGGAAGGAGGAAAGGAUUUCUUUACUGCAAUGGUUACUUCUGUGGCUGAACAAGUGAAGCCCUUCGAAUCUUGGAAAAAGUUGCCAAGAUAAACGGGAAAUCACUUCCCUCCGGAAUCCUUGUUUCCGACAAUGAAAUCGAGUUGAAUGUCAAGUCAAUGGAAUCAGAAGGUGCACGCUUGCUCCCUCAGAGUAAUAAUAAUAAGCACACGGAUGAUGAAAAACCGGAAGUUAUCAAUCAUAGUAAAAGUAAUGUGUCAACAUUGGCAAUGUUGUUUUCACCGGAAUUGAUAAAGCCGACUUUGCUUUUAUGGGUGGUUUUCUUUGGGAAUGCUUUUUCUUAUUAUGGGCUUGUGCUUCUUACAACCGAGUUGCAUAAUGGUGCGAAUAAUUGUGGACCAAAUGGAUCACGAUCUCAAGGCUCGGAGGAGGUUAGCUACAAAGAUGUCUUCAUCACUAGUUUUGCAGAUAAUCUGGCUGAGUAGAUUUACCUUUAAUUUGGUUCAAGAGUUCCCGGGACUUAUUAUAUCAGCUUUUACAAUCGAUAAAUUGGGUCGAAAGCGCUCCAUGUCAACAAUGUUCUUCCUUUGUUGCAUUUUCUUGCUCCCAUUGACUUUCCAACAACCUCAAGCUCUCACAACGGUUCUUCUCUUUAUGGCUCGAAUAUGCAUCACAACAACCUUCACUGUGGUUUACAUUUUUGCCCCUGAGAUAUAUCCGACAUCAGUGAGAACAACGGGUGUUAGGGUGGGCAGCUCGGUGGGGCGAAUUGGCGGCAUGAUAUGUCCGCUGGUGGCGGUGGGUUUGAUACAUGGCUGCCAUCAAACCGCCGCCAUCCUCCUCUUUGAAUUUGUUAUUUUUUCUUCGGGUGUUUGUGUCAUGCUUUUCCCCUUUGAGACAAGCGGAAGAGAACUCACUGAUUCUACAGUUCCUGAAACUGCAACCACUUUAGAAGUGGGUUGACUCCUCAUGAUUGUUUGUAGUUUUUACUUUUUAGGAAAACACACACACACAUACAUACUAGCAACUUGUAAUCGAUUAUAUGAUAAUUGUAAUAUGUUUUGAAAUGGAGUAGAUUUGUAAUUUAUAUUCAUAUCUUGGCACUAUGUAUAAACAAUUCAAUUUGUUACAUUUUUAUUCAAAAAUGUUAAUAAGUCCUCUAUUUUUACUACAAA
Lactuca saligna is the source of this 1554-nucleotide messenger RNA. Lineage: Eukaryota; Viridiplantae; Streptophyta; Magnoliopsida; Asterales; Asteraceae. The record is from the annotation of a GenBank genome assembly.